Messenger RNA from Myripristis murdjan (pinecone soldierfish), 1759 nucleotides. RefSeq lists its product as uncharacterized. The record is from RefSeq and is a predicted model, not a curated record. The coding region runs from base 236 to 1759 and encodes 507 amino acids. The transcript is spliced from 7 exons. NCBI's taxonomy places the organism in Eukaryota, Metazoa, Chordata, Actinopteri, Holocentriformes, Holocentridae.
AAGGGCAGGUGUCUUUUGGAAGAGGAGCAGGCGAGGAGCGGCUGAAAUAAGCAUACUACAUGGAGCAUCUGCGGAGUUACCAUCUUGUGAAGAAAAAUCCUACUGAGUGUCUGUUGGUGAAACCAGAGGAUCUCAACGACUACGUGCCACUGGUGUCAUACUUCAUCUGGGGCUGCCUCCUGAUCACUCCCAAGACAUUCUUAUUGAAAUAAAGCUGCUGUCAAAGACAUCUACAAUGCUGCUCCGUGUGAUAGUGUCAGAAAGUGAGAUCAGACGUCUUGCAGUAGAAGACGUCCCCUCAAGCAUUGAGGAAAUGUACCAGGUGUUAAGAACCAAACUUGGUCUAAGAGGGGGAUUCAUUUUGCAGUUCGAGGAUCCUGAUUUCAAUAAUCAGUUGUGCAACCUAACAGACAUUAAAGACCUUCCUGUAGAGCGGGCAACUUUGAAAGUAUUGUUCACAGCUGAUGACACCUCAGAUUGUACACUGGACACAGCCAGCCUCCCUUCCGUUAGUAGUGGGGAUUCUGUGGAAUGGCCUGCCCCCUUCCCAAUUCCGCAGUUCUCACACGAUGUGGAGCUGCAGCUGAAGGAAGCAAAUUGUAAAUACUGUAAUGAUGGAACUCUGAUGGUGAUUCCUAAAGGUUUAAAGACUAAUAUCCUUGACACACUUGCAGACAGUAUGUCGAAGAUUAGUGCUUAUCCCGAGAGGCAGCACUAUGAAAAUGUAGCCAAAGCACUGGUGGAGAAGCAUCCCUGUCUGCUAGAGCCAGGGUCUGACAAGGGAUGGUACUCUUGGUUUCACAGCCUGAAAUUUAAACUUGGUAACUUCCGGCAAAAGUUAAGUGCAGCAGGAUGCCCUGAAGUUGUCAUAAACAAACGAAAAGGAGGAGGUUCAAAGGGAAAAUGUGUGAAGAAGUCAAAGAAGGGUGAGGUGAACUACUGUCCCGAUCCACCUGAGGGACAGAGCCCCGAAAUCGUGGAGGAGAAGCGCAAGAUAAUGGCGGCCGAAAUGAUGAAAAGAGACCCUGAUCACCAGCUAUUGGGGGAUAUGAUGGUUGCCACGUUUUCCCAGCGUAGAAAAGAAAUCAUUGGAGAUCAACCACUCAUCACAGAGGUCAUUUCCCGAUGGCCAGCUCUGUUCCAUGGGAGACAGAUUCAGGCAGAAUUCAAGAGAAUCGUCACCACAGACCUUCUGGAAUCUUUUCUCGACGGACUUGAUGACCUGGUCCCAAGACUGCUGGACAUAUACAAAGCAGCAACCAAAUCAGGAAAGAAGCAGCCACUCAAAGACAUUUUGGACUGCCUUGUGAAAGAUGACACAAAUGAGAAGAGGAGGGCUGCUGCUCUGCUUGGUCUGCCACACUUCAUAUCAGGCGAAGAUCCCUCAGAUGUCAUCAGGAUGUGUGAUGCUCAUGUUGAGAUUCUGGAAGAAGCCAUUAAGGGGAUGCAACUUGGCCUCCUGAUUGGCUAUGACGGUGGUGAACAGUCUGCCAUUCCACACGAGGUCUUCGAUGUGGCAGUUGUGGUCGAGGAGACCAUUGUGCUUCACAACAUUAAAGAUGUGGCACACAGCUUUGCCAUGCUUAUGGGUGUCAUCUACUGUGUGAAUCUUGAGUAUCCAGAUGCUAUGAAGCACUCCUUUGAGUUUCUUCAGAGAGUGGUAAUGAAGAUCAAACCAGACCAAGGAAAAGAGUGUGGGGGUGAACACUACAAUUAUGCCAUGGAAGGAGAGAAGAGUUUCAAGGUGUCUCGCUCUUAA